Messenger RNA from Corvus hawaiiensis (hawaiian crow), 1459 nucleotides. RefSeq names its product 8-oxoguanine DNA glycosylase (gene OGG1). Gene Ontology annotation, cellular component: nucleus. The coding region runs from base 103 to 1254 and encodes 383 amino acids. The record is from RefSeq and is a predicted model, not a curated record. The transcript is spliced from 6 exons. Gene Ontology annotation, biological process: base-excision repair, AP site formation; nucleotide-excision repair; base-excision repair. Gene Ontology annotation, molecular function: 8-oxo-7,8-dihydroguanine DNA N-glycosylase activity; damaged DNA binding. Lineage: Eukaryota; Metazoa; Chordata; Aves; Passeriformes; Corvidae.
GGGGCCGGGCGGGGGCUGUGGGGCAGCCGGGGCAUAGCACCGGGCGGUGCCCUGACUCCGCCGCCCUCGCGGGCAGGGGCGCGCAGUCGCUCCCCGACCCCCAUGAAGCUGCGGGACGCCCCGUCCGCCUGCCCGUCCCUGUGGCGCUGCCUGCCGUGCCCACCGGCCGAGCUGCGCCUGGACCUGGUGCUCUCCUCGGGACAGAGCUUCCGGUGGUGGGAGAGCAGCCCGGGGGCCUGGACGGGUGUGCUGGGGGGGCGCGUCUGGACACUGCGGCAGGACGGGGACCGGCUCUGGUAUACGGUGUACGGCGAGGAGGAUGAGCACGAGGAGGAGCAGCAGGGUGGGUGUCCCGCCAAAGCAGCGAAGCUGGACGCCGCAGAGACGGACCGGAUCCUGCGCGACUACUUCCAGCUGGACGUGGGGCUGUCGGCCCUGUACCGUGCCUGGGGGGCGGCCGAUCCCCUGUUCCGCAAGGUGGCCAAUGACUUCCCAGGGGUGCGGGUGCUGCGGCAGGACCCCGUCGAGUGCCUCUUCUCCUUCAUCUGCACCUCCAACAACCACAUUUCCCGCAUCACUGCCAUGAUCGAGCGCCUCUGCCAGGCCUUCGGCCGCCGCCUCUGCUGCCUCGAUUCCCGACCCUUCCACGCCUUCCCAUCCCUCUCGGCACUCACAGGCGCUGAUGCCGAGGCCCGGCUGCGGGCGCUGGGCUUUGGGUACCGGGCCAAGUUCGUCAGCGGGAGUGCACGGGCCAUCGCCGAAGGGCUCGGCACCGAGGGGCUGUGCCAGCUCCGCACCGAGCCCUAUGCCGAGGCCCGGAGGGUGCUGUGUGCCCUGCCUGGCGUAGGUGCCAAGGUGGCCGACUGUGUCUGCCUGUUGUCCCUGGACAAGGCGGAGGCGGUGCCGGUGGACACCCAUGUCUGGCACAUUGCGCGGCAGCGCUAUGGCGUGGCACUGGGCGGCAAGAGCCUGACCCCCCGGGCCUACCAGGAGAUCGGUGACUUCUUCCGGGGCCUGUGGGGCCCUCGUGCCGGCUGGGCACAGGCAGUGAGUACCCCCCCUUCCUGGCACCCUUGCCCCCCACCCCAGCCAUGCCCACCCCAUCAUCUCUCCCCACUCCAGGUCCUGUUCUGUGCCGAUCUCCGCAAGGGCCAAAACCAGCCAGCAGCCAGCAUCGGGCCUGGGAGAGCUGAGGCUGGGAGAGCUAUGGGGAUGGGCCCCUCUAGGGACACUCCAGGAAGAACAGUGACUUGAGUGGGACAUGGCACCUGCUGCCAGCCUGGGAUAGAAGGGUGUGGGCAGCUGCCUGUUGCCUGCCCACUGUGUGCAUGGGGGAAGCUGCUGCCCUGGGCAGUGAGGCUGGGUGGGUCAGGGCUGUGUCCAGCUCCCUCAGUGCAGAGCUGAGCCAAGCACCUUUGGCCUCUUGCCUUUAUUACAAGCAAUAAAAUAGAAACAUCCA